Messenger RNA from Acanthochromis polyacanthus (spiny chromis), 3173 nucleotides. RefSeq names its product solute carrier family 47 member 1 (gene slc47a1). The transcript is spliced from 17 exons. Gene Ontology annotation, cellular component: membrane. The record is from RefSeq and is a predicted model, not a curated record. Bases 36 to 1967 code for a protein of 643 amino acids. Gene Ontology annotation, biological process: xenobiotic detoxification by transmembrane export across the plasma membrane. Gene Ontology annotation, molecular function: antiporter activity; xenobiotic transmembrane transporter activity. NCBI's taxonomy places the organism in Eukaryota, Metazoa, Chordata, Actinopteri, Pomacentridae.
UCUCUCUCCCUUCUGUCUUCUUUUUCUGUGUUUGAAUGGAGAAGCUGGGUUCCCCAGGACCUGCACAACCCUUGCAGGGUGAAGGGCCCGUUGCUGGGGUUUCUGUUGCCAAGACUGCAGGCGUUGUGGGAGAUGAGGAGGCGACACUGGCCAGCUCAAAACUGUUUCGGUGUGCAUGUGUGAGACGUUGGCUACCACUGGCCUACAGAGAAGAACUUUACCAAGUCUUGCUGCUCACAGGCCCACUGCUGCUGUCUCGGAUUCUGAACUUUCUCCUGCCGUUUGUUAUCAGCAUAUUCUGUGGUCACAUUGGCAAUGCUGAAUUGGCUGGAUAUGCACUGGCCACAGCGACCAUUAACGUAACCACAUCUGCGAUAGGCCAUGGCCUCGCUCUGGCUUGUGACACACUUAUUUCUCAGACAUAUGGCGGUAAGAACAUGAAACGUGUGGGAGUAAUUCUACAGCGGAGUUCACUGAUCCUGCUGCUGUAUUGUGUGCCAUGCUUUGGUCUUCUCAUAAACUCUCAGAACCUACUGCUCCUCAUGCACCAAGAGGAAGAGGUGGCAAGAAUUGCCCAGCUCUAUGUGAUGGCAUUUCUACCAGCUGUUCCAGCCAUGUUCCUGCAUCAGCUUCAGGUUUCCUACCUGCAAAACCAAGGGAUCAUUCUGCCUCAGAUGUACACAGCAGCAGCAGCAAACAUCCUUAACAUAUUAUUCAACUACGUGUUAAUCUUCAGCCUCGACAUGGGCGUCACUGGAUCAGCGAUUGCUAGCACUUUAUCUCAGAUCACCAUCUGCCUGCUGUUGUUUGGCUACAUCAGGUGGAAGAAGCUCCAUCUGCAGACAUGGGGAGGUUGGACCACUGACUGUCUGCAGGAAUGGGGCUCUUAUAUGAAGUUGGCUGUUCCCAGUGCAUUUAUGAUCUGCUUUGAAUGGUGGAUCUGGGAGGUUGGAGGUUUCCUUGCUGGUUCACUUGGUGAAAAGGAUCUGGCUGCCCAGCACAUCAUGGUGGAAAUUGGAGCGAUAACAUAUAUGUUUCCUUUAGGUAUCCAUGCAGCUGCCUGUGUGCGUGUUGGAAAUGCUCUUGGGGCUGGAGACACCGAGAGAGUCAAAGUCACCUGUAAAGUGGCCCUAGCUCUGUCAGGAGUUCUUGCUGUGUUCCAGGGUACUGUCCUCGCAGGCUCUAAGUCAGUGAUUGGCUACAUAUUCACUAAUGAUGCCGACAUUGUGGAGACUGUGUCAGAGAGCGUCACAGUCUACAUUUUUUUACAAUUCUUCGAUUCAAUUCUGUGUGUUUGCUUAGGGAUUGUUAUAGGAUCUGGGAUGCAGAAAAUUGCUGCCUUCACCAACUUGGUGGGUUACUACUGCAUUGGCCUGCCAGUGGGAAUAGCUCUGAUGUUCAAGGCCAAGCUGAGGAUAUUGGGCUUGUGGCUGGGUAUCGCUAUAUGUUGCUUCAGUCAGACGGGCUUCUUCCUUGUUCUGAUCUUUAAUCUCAACUGGAAAAAAGUCUCAUACAAGGCUCAAAAGCGAGCUGGGAAAAAAUCACUGGCGACACCAAAAUGUUCUGCAUUGAUGAAUGAAGUGAUGCUGCCGGGCCUUCCCGACACAGCCCAGCUGAACAGCGCAGGAGCUUCUAAAACCAAUGACUACAGCAGGGUCAGCACCCAGGAUCAGGAGCUGAAAGUGGAUCAUGAGGGCAACAAUAUUAAUGCAGGAAAGGCUGAGAGGGACGCAGAGCAGAGCAAAAACACCAAACCUGAAAAGCUGCUCUCUGUCAAUCAGCUGAUCUUGCGUCGGGGAUUAACCCUCUUGGUUACAGUUCUUAUUUUGGCUGUAGGUGUUGCUCUCCACAUUGCUUUUCCUCCUCCAGAGCCCAGCGCUCAAGGCUGGGCCAACGUCACCCUGAACUUCACCAGUGACUCCACUCCUACACCACUGACCUCACUAAACCUGACCCAAAACAUCUGAGCUAUCUUAGAUGUCCAAAUGUAGACAAUUGAAAUGCUGAAUUCCUCCAUAAUUGCACAUCUUCUCUUAAACUUGGGCUAUUAUUUUUUAAAACCACCUGGAAUGGCCUAAUGGUUAUAUUUUUUUGAAGAGAAACAUGUCUCAGUUAUGAUGUUAAGCAUCAUAAGACUGAAACUGGCAGGAAGAAAGCAGGUCUUGUUACAAAGAUCAUGUUUUCCUGCAGAUAGUUUAAUUUUUCAAUGAAUUCUUGACUUGAUUUGCAUCUUGCACCCUUUAAGAGAUAUUCUUGCUUACUGACCUAAAAUCAUUUUCUUGUGUUUUAACUUCAAGAUUGACUGUACAUAUCUGAUGCAAACUUUGCAUUUGUGCAUAUAAAUAUAGAAUGCACAGUGUAACUGUAUGAGCAGGUGAUACAUCACUAUUGCACUGUCUUUACUGUAUAACUGUUACUCUGUCUUGAUAGUCUUCAGGACAGAGGUGAUUGAUAAAUAAUAAGCUGACAACUUUGUAUUAAUAUAUGUACUGUGGUAGCACACUAAUCAAUAAAAAAUUACGUUUAAAGUGUGUAACAAUGUAACAAUCACAUAUGGUGGACUACCAAAUUAAAAAUAUGCAGCUCUAUAACAUAUCAUUGCCCCAAGAAAUGUGACAUAGCCUCUCAUCUGAACUCUUCUUGUAAAUAUUUACUCAGAGGGAAAGAAUUCAAAAAAUCUGUUACUGAGAUCUAUCUGUUGUUUUUACAGCAUUCAAGAGCAAAAUGAGGAAAAAAUACUAUUCUUGCUAGUAUGUAAUACGUCCCAAAAAAACCACUAUCACAAGAUACUUUUGCUAAAGAAAACAGAAGAUGUGCCAAACCAGGAUUUAAAUGUCAUCAUAGUCCCUGUAAAUUAAUGUUCCUGAGGUGUGCACAAAACCCUAGUGUUGGGACUGCUGAAACAACCACAGUUUUAUUAAAAUGUUGAGUCUACGUACUGUAGUUCAUAUCAUUUUGCAGUGGCAAUGUUUUAAAUCGGGGCUUUUAUAUUUUAUCUGCCAAUGUUCACAGACUGCAUUUGAAGAAGGCUCAGUGCAGUGAUUGAAGAAAGGCAGGGUACUUCUAUAGUUGAUAUAGCAACUCAGGAAUGUAGGUUGUAAAAUGGCAUGGAAACUGGAUGCUGUAAAUUUAAUUAAAACAUUUCAUGAUAACAAAAUGAAUUACACACUAUA